AUGUCAUCUCUAACAAACAAUAUAACCCAGGAAUAUAUUCAAGCUAGGCCUUUAGUUCAUGGAUCAGUUCUCGACAUUUUAGAUUCGUUGGACGAGACUUCAUCAUUAUUGUCAUCACCUGAAUUACCAUUCGA
Molecule: messenger RNA, 134 nt
Organism: Funneliformis caledonium
Lineage: Eukaryota; Fungi; Glomeromycota; Glomeromycetes; Glomerales; Glomeraceae
Source: the annotation of a GenBank genome assembly